AUGCCUUGCUGUGGAGAGCGAGAAAAGCUGGCUGAAGUCAGGGAAGAGCAUAAAUGGAGUUAUAUUAAUCUCAAUGACUUCAGAUCUUCUUCCUGCCUAGCACCGUUCUCGUACGGUUUAAUAUAUAUUGGAAUAAUCAUAUCCAUUGCCGUCUACGCCGCCGACACCUUUACGGCUGUGAACCUGCUCGCCUUCAAUCGCUGGUCGGGCCAGAUACAGCCGGCUAUUCCCUUGUACAUAUCAAAAUGGAUCUUCGCCGCAUGUAUCAUAUUUUCCUGGGUACUUUUGGGUUUCGAAUGGCUCAGGGCCAUCCGCGUCAUCCGGCGUGACAAUGUCGCUGAGAGCUACCUUGACCCGCUGGCCGUCAUUCUACAGAGUAUCCGCAUGGGUUCCACUGGACGUGGAUGGAGACGAUUUCUGGUCUUUGCUGAAUUGACCAAGAGUAAAAAAGGCUCGGAAUAUGUUGCGCUUUUCGCUUACUUCUCGUUUAAGACAUGGAUACGAAUUGUCUUUGCCGAGGGCCCACGCCAAUUUGUCAACGCUGUGACUCUAUAUUCGGUGAUGAAUGCGAAAUUCAUUCCAAAGGGGCAAAACGCCCCUAGCAACGGCCACUCCCCGGUUAUUCAGUUCUUCAUCAACGUUGAAACUCUCGCAGAGACGGAGAAACUUCAAGCCGUCACUGUAUUUAGCAUGCUUUUUACGCUCUUCAUCUGGGUCAUUGCCGCCCUUAGUCUUUUUGUCGCGAUUGUACUCUAUCUCAUUUUCCUCUGGCACCACAUUCCUGCAGCGGACCAUGGUCUUUCUGGAUUUUGUAAACGCAAGAUUGAUAGUCGGCUGAAUAAGAUUGUCAACGCAAAAGCCAAAAAGGCCAUUGACAAAGAAGAAGCAAAGCGGAAAAAGGAAGAAGCCAAGGCAGCUGCCAAGGCCGACGGGCCCUUUGGCGGACCGAAGCGAUCGCCAACUUUGCCCAACAUCGAACCAGAAGUCAAUGAGCUCAAGGAGAUUAAGCCUUUGCAACGACAAGCCACAGACUCGAGUCUCCCGUCCUACGCGUCGAGACCGUCAACGGGAACUGGUCGGACCAGUCCAGCACCGUCUGACCCGACAAGUUUCUACGGCGAGAAACGUCCUGCCGGUCCAUUUCGUUCCGGCACAUAUGCGUCUGAAAUGUCCAACACAAGCUAUGACUCUGAUGCGCCGCUACUUAGCUCGGCAGGGCAAAUGGGGUAUGGACCUCCUGGGCGGGCGCCGUCAACUCGCCCAUACCGCGGGCCAGAUGGCGCCAACGGUCCAGGUCCCUAUCCGGGUGCUUAUUCGGGUGGACCUCGCCCUCCGCUGGAACGUAGUUUGACUGGAGCAUCCCAAGUGCCCCAACGUUCAAUGACGCCCGGCGGAGGACUUCUUCCCCCAGGGGCUCGGCGCAUGCCACCACCUGUUCGCCAAAACACGAUGCCAGCGAUGUUAGGCGGAAUGCCGCCAGGUCCUGGCCCGAAUGGCCGUCCGCCGUGGGCAGGACCACAAGGUCGACAGAGCCCUGGGCCGAGACCGUACCCUGACCCCGCAGAAUUAGAUGGCCGACGAACCGCACCUCCCGGCAUUCAGAGGCCGCAGCUUCCACAAGCCGGUCCACCUCGUCUUAACACCGCGCCAGGCUUCCUGGAAGGAGAUGAUGCUGGACAGAAUGGCGACCAGACAACGUUUUCUCCGUCUCAGUCACGGCAAGGACCAGGAAUGCCAAAUCCGCCAUACGAUCCAAACGGCCGACGAUAUGCCGAUCCUCUCAAUCGACCACCGUUACCGCAACCUCAAGGUCCACCGGGCCCAGGGGCAUGGCCUAUGGGUCCACCCAUGCGUACCAAUACUGCUCCUCCCAUGAGCGGCGUUCCUCAAACUUGGGACACUCCACAAGGCCGUCGGACUCCAGGGCCUCCAGGUGCUGUUCCGCGCGGCGCAUUCCCUCGAGGUCCCAACUUUGGACCUAAUCCGUUGAUUGACCCCAUUCAACGAUCUGCAACUGCACCAAUGCCUCGCCUGCAGAGCCCUGUGUAUGAAGCUAUGCCAUUGCAGCAGCACCAAAGACAACCGCCGCCACCGCAGCAGCAGACUGCGCCAGUCACCACUGGUGUCCAACGAGCUGCAAGCGCAGCCAGCAACGGCGGAGGCUUUGUGGCAUUCAACCCACGAGUCCACAAUCCCCCAAUUGCCGACCAAAAUGCCACCAGUCCGUUGAGUCCCAGUGGCAAUGGUGUGGAACCUGUGACUCCAUAUCCUCUGCACGAGCCUGUCCUGGCUACUAUUGUCGAGCCCGAAGGAGAGAUUGAGCCACAGUCAGAGCCAGAGCCAGAGCCAAGUCCCACAUCUCAUGUCGUGCCGCCAGCCACUCGCCCACCAAUGAAUCAGUUCCACUACCCUUCCCGUGGCAACAGCACCAGCGCAUCGCGACAGCAAUACCUCGCACUGCCACCACGCUCGGGCACCGCUCCGCCACCAAGCACUUCCCCCUAUGACGAUAGCAUCUACGAUGCAUAUGGCAGCAGCGACGGCGGGGACGAGGAAUACGGGCCCGCUCCAGGCCCGGCUCCUGGCCCGAUGCCGCUCCCUAGACGAGCAGCGACUGCCGGACCUGGAUCUGGACCUGGACCUGGACCCAUGGGCAUGCACCCAACUCCCCAGCCAGGCGGCAGAAUGCCCUACCGCGCCCCGUCGAACCCAGGAGCCGGCUAUGUCCCGUACAAUCCAUACAAGCCUGGGCCUGGCAAUCCGUAUUGAUCCCGGUAAUUAUUAAUCAGUCGGCAAUGUACGGUAGUGGUAGUACAUAUGGCAACAUGGAAAAGAGAGAUGUCAUCUAAUUACAAUCCCUUCUUUCUUUUUUCUUUUUUCUUCUUUUUUUUUGCCCUCUCUAUUCUCUUUCUUCCCCUUCCAUCUCACACUUUGACAAUGUCAAGAAAAGCGAGCAUCUUAGAAUUUUUGAUUCACUGCCCCCCCACUUCCCCAUUCCCUCUAGGUGUUCAAAAAUCAUUUGACUAUUCCUUACGUGUUCGC
Xylona heveae TC161 is the source of this 3042-nucleotide messenger RNA. RefSeq lists its product as hypothetical. The transcript is spliced from 3 exons. The record is from RefSeq and is a predicted model, not a curated record. Gene Ontology annotation, biological process: potassium ion transmembrane transport. Gene Ontology annotation, cellular component: plasma membrane. The coding region runs from base 1 to 2769 and encodes 922 amino acids. NCBI's taxonomy places the organism in Eukaryota, Fungi, Ascomycota, Xylonomycetes, Xylonales, Xylonaceae. Gene Ontology annotation, molecular function: potassium ion transmembrane transporter activity.